GACUGUAACCUCUCUGAUUACCUCUCAUAUGCACAUUGUACAUGCUUAGUAAGCCAACGCGACGUAGAUGGUGAGGACGGUAAGAAUUAGAAGCAGCAUUAAAGAACAGAACUGCAUGCGUGUGAAGUGCGAGCUGUGUGAGGUGCCCUGUUGUGACCGCGUUGAUUUUGAGAGAGCCGGAUCGGAAUCGAAGCCGAAAAUAAUUAGUUGACUGGAAAAAAAAAUUGUCAAGUAAGUGAAGAAGAAACAAAAAUAAUAUAAAAAGUGGCGGAGAAGGUGGAGGAAGCGGUGGAAGAGGAGAAGGAAGAGAAAGAAGACGAAGCCGCUCCGUUCUGCAGUGUGCGGUUGAGUCGAGUACUCAAUACACGUAUUACCUAUAAUCAUCUCCUGGAGUACCCGUACCCCGUACCUGCAGGAGUGCAUCAAUUUUUGCGCGCGAGAGUCGAAUAUCGGCUCCGAAGACGCAAACAAGGCUGGCUGCUGCUGCUGCUGCUGCUACCCACGAAGACGCCUCGUCCUGUGCCGUUUUGAUGUUUUCUCACGUUCUUUUUCGCCAGCAUGGAAGAUUCAUACGAGAACGACUUUGAAUUUUUAGAUUUAUCAAAUUUAGAUGAACACGGCAAAGAUGAACUGACAGCUAUUUUAAAACCCAACUCCAGUACUGAUACGGUACAGUUGCCAUGGGUUGAACAGGAUUGCAGAAAUUACCAUGUGCUCUCUGCUGAACAACAAGUUCAGCAUCUAGAGGAGCCAAAAGUCUGGCCUCAAUAUGAAAUGGAGGGAAACGUAUUGAAAUAUGAUCAACCAACAACAGCAUCUUCCGUCCUUCUCACAGUACCACCAAAUAUUCCCUACAGUCAACCGAUGAUAACACCCAUGUACGCCACCGAUUGGUCAAAUGUAUUCGUGAACAAUGAUCCCCAACAUGUCCACCCUUAUAUGCAAGGAAUGGCUUACCCCCAAAAUUUGUAUACACCAAAUAAUGAUCCAUCACCUCAAGACAUAUCCUCAAUGAGAGAAGGAGGAAGACGCGGUCGCGGGCGAAGCAAUAAAAAUUACGGCAGAAGUAUGAAUCAUGGUCACGAAAUCCAGACUGGCUACAUGGGAGAUCACAACCAGUAUCAGAUGAAUAUGCCAUAUCAACAGUCAUACGUAUGCAUUUCGGAGCAUGCUGUCACACCCCAGCAACAUCAUGCUACUGGACAGCCAAUAUUUUUCCCUUCUCCUGCAAUAUAUCAUUCACCUCCAAUGGCACAACAAACUCAUCGUGUUGAUUACCUAUCAUAUCAUCAAUCUCCAACAAAUACAAAACACAGUCGCCACUCUCAAAGUAUGUUACCACAAACAAAUGGAGAAUCUUCAACAAAAAGCACAAAUCACAAAUCGUAUGAAAAACAAUUACAAAAUGUAAAUAUUUCAAAGCCUUCCAUUCAUCAAUCACACGAUGACAAUAGCAACUCAUCCCAAACCAACAUAGUCACAACAGUAACUGUUAAUAACAGUAACAUAGAGUCGUCCGUCAGUGAUGCUGAUGAAAAUUCAACUGCCAAUAAUACUACAGCUAAUACAAAAUUUGGUGUUAAAAUUGAACACAACAUUGUUUCAACUAUCAAUGAAAACUACAAAGGUGUUGAAAUAAACGACAUACCCUGCGUCAAUAUUAAAAGUAGUAUAGAAGUUAAGCAAAAUGGAAAUGACAUUAAGGAACAUGAUGAAACAAUUUCUCCAUCUAAAGCUCCAGAAUUCGCUGCAAGUAUAGCUCCUGUGGCUUCCAAACCCGUCGAAAAAGUUAAUAUUGAAGAAAUUCAUAGUAAUGAAGUUGAAAAAAUUGAAGAAGUUAAUGAAGUAAAGGAAAUUAAAGUGAUAACAGAAAAUAAAGUAGAUAUUAACGAACCAGUAGCGCCUGUUAGCACUUCAACUUCUGCUUCCAAGAAUAAGUCUUGGGCUAGUCUUUUGAAGAAAGAUUCGGAACUUGUUAGUGCCAGUGCCAAUAAGCCAACAGCUCUUAUCCCACCUAAUAACAUAACUGUCGUAGCUAGUGAUCAUAUUGAACCACCUUCACAGGAAAAUUACCAUCAAAAGACUCAAUUACCAUCAAAAAGUUUAAAUAACAAAUCCCUUCUAGAAGAAUCACAACAAAAAAAUAACGUACCAGUAGAUCAAUUCAAAACGUUCAACAACAAUGCAUCUCAAAUACAUUGUGAUGACCCAAUAACGUAUAGGAUGGGUGAAUUUUUACUGGGUCAUCAAAUGGAAAAACAGACUGUUAGCUUAUUACCUCGAGGAUUGACAAAUCGCAGUAAUUACUGCUACAUUAACAGCAUAUUACAAGCUCUACUUGCUUGUCCACCGUUUUACAACUUGUUUAUGGCUAUGCCGUACUCGAAAAAUCCUUCAAGACACUCACCUAGUCCUCUAAUCGACAACAUGAUUCAAUUUGUACGUGAAUUUUCUCCACUCCCGGAAGGUGCUCGUUUAGCGAGGAAGGAUAGAGCACAAAAGCGUAAUGAAGAUGCUAUUGUGGAUAUUCAAAGUGGUGUUCCAUUUGAGCCUUCGUAUAUGUAUACCAUUUUAAAAAAUACAUCGUCUCCUGGUGUAUUUUCUGUAGAAGGUCGGCAAGAAGAUGCCGAAGAAUUUUUAUCGUGCCUGCUAAAUGGAAUUAGCGACGAGAUGUUAGAGUUAAUGAAAUUGGCUAAUAACAACGAACAAAAAUCCGUAGAUUGCAUAGAUGCUCAAGAUGAAGAGGAGUGGAAAGUAAUGGGCCCCAAGAAUAAAGGAUCAAUUACGCGAAGCACAGAUUUUGGACGUACACCAUUAUCAGACAUAUUUAGAGGACAAUUAAGGUCAAGAGUUCAACGAGCGUCGGAACAAGCCACAGACUACGUUCAGCCAUUUUUUACCUUGCAACUUGAAGUCGAGAAAGCUGAGUCUGUCAAAAGCGCACUAGAAAUACUUGUUGGAAAAGACCCACUUGAAGGAAUGACUUGCAGUAAAACAAAACAAACAAUUGAAGCGUGGAAACAGGUCACACUGGAAGAACUGCCAGUAAUACUUAUUUUGCACUUAAAGUGGUUUGAUUAUAAACCUGAUGGUUGUUCUAAAAUCCUAAAAAGCGUAGAAUUCCCCAUAGAUCUUAAAAUUGACAAUAAAUUGAUGUCACUGAACGCCAGACCAAAGUCGAGUCAAAAACAAAGACAGUAUAAGCUGUUUGCUGUUACCUACCAUGAUGGAAAGGAAGCAACUAAAGGCCAUUAUGUAACUGAUGCCUUUCACGUUGGGUACGGCGGCUGGGUCCGCUAUGAUGACAGUUCGCUUAAAGGUGUCUCUGAGGCAAAUGUACUGAAACCUUUACCACCCAGAGUACCAUAUUUACUAUAUUAUAGAAGAUGUGAUACUAUUGGGCUCUCAAAUAAUGUUAAAGCGCGGUAAAUUACUUGCAGCAAAAAAAAAAAAAAAAAAA
Copidosoma floridanum is the source of this 3460-nucleotide messenger RNA. It is a transcript of the gene Usp10, whose product is annotated as ubiquitin specific protease 10. Lineage: Eukaryota; Metazoa; Arthropoda; Insecta; Hymenoptera; Encyrtidae. Gene Ontology annotation, molecular function: cysteine-type deubiquitinase activity. Gene Ontology annotation, cellular component: nucleus; cytosol. Gene Ontology annotation, biological process: DNA damage response, signal transduction by p53 class mediator; protein deubiquitination; regulation of autophagy. The record is from RefSeq and is a predicted model, not a curated record.